Pseudomyrmex gracilis is the source of this 1752-nucleotide messenger RNA. RefSeq lists its product as uncharacterized. The transcript is spliced from 3 exons. Bases 256 to 1422 code for a protein of 388 amino acids. Gene Ontology annotation, cellular component: plasma membrane. Lineage: Eukaryota; Metazoa; Arthropoda; Insecta; Hymenoptera; Formicidae. The record is from RefSeq and is a predicted model, not a curated record. Gene Ontology annotation, biological process: triglyceride biosynthetic process. Gene Ontology annotation, molecular function: long-chain-alcohol O-fatty-acyltransferase activity; diacylglycerol O-acyltransferase activity.
CUCUGCAUAUAAAGAAUUUGUUACAGUCUUCUUUAUAUCGAGCUAGUAUUCACACCAAGUAGAAUCAGUUUCUUCAUACAAGGGUUGUGGAUUGCAGCUUUUUUUUACCUGCAAUAGUCGUAACUAUUUGGAGCUCUUUUAUGGAAGUACAAAAUCAUCCCACACAUAUUAAAAUUAAUUAAUAUUACAAGAGUAAAAUAUAUAUCCAAGUUGCAGCAGUCUUCAAUUUAAUUGACAAUUUAACAUCGUAACGAGAUGCAAUCUAAAAUAUUAAGUGAAACAUGUCAAAUAGUAAUUCGAAAAUUCUUAGGAAUUGUUUGUUUUUUAUUGCUUGCUCCGUUUCUUAUCACCAUUUUGAUGUUUUUAUAUAUCUACCGUUGUUGGGUAGAAACUGUGCUAAGAAUUCAACUUAAAGAUAAAUUUGCCGGUCUGUUGGAAGGCUCGGAUGCUGUUUGGUGCGUCGAAAAUACAUCUGUACCCUUGAUUACUGCCGUACUAAUAGUGAAGAAAACCGCAGGAACUACAAAUACGACCUUCCUGAAAAAUAUGAGAAAAUUCUUUAAUCACGUAUUUAAGACUGCCCCCAAGAGUAUCGAAAAACUGUUUAACUAUAAAUAUCAAAAGUUUGGUUACUUUUAUUGGGAAAAAUCAAAAGAAUUUAAUCCAGAAACCGCGAUUAGAUGGUUGGAGUGUGAAAUCAGUAAUUGCGAUGGAUCUUGCGAGAAUGUUCACAGUACAACUUUUCAAGAAAAUCUAGGUUUUAUAUGCAACAGACCGUUGUAUGAUGAUCACAAACCGAUGUGGGAAAUGCUCAUUGGAAGACGUUGUUCCAAACCUUCAUCUUAUAUGGAAGAAGAUCCGAGCUUGUCUUCCGAAGACCGCUUCAAUACCGACGUAGACGAAAUUCCUGUAGUAUUUCGCAUUCAUCAUUCUCUUGGUGAUGCUAAAGGUUUAUUCAAGUUGCUUAAUAUGAUUGUCGACGAGAAUAUCACAAAUGAACUGUCGACAAUAUUGGAAGAACCCAAGGACAGCGCCUUGACAGCUAAAGAAAACUAUUUUAAGGAGAAAGAAACUUUUCUAAAAAAAAAAUUUAUUUUAAACUUGAAAGAAGUAUAUAACACAAUUAAAGAAAUCAUAAGAAAAGUAAUACUUAUAUUGUUUUCUCUAGAAAUCUGUGUCUCUCAAAUUAUUCGUAGUAUGGAUGGCAAAAGCUUUCUUCAUGGUCGGCCUUUAACAGGUGAGAAACUUAUAUUUUAUCGUUUGGAAAACGAUACCGAUAAAUCGCAGCUUCUAAUAAAAAUUAAAAAAAUAAGACAGUGUACAGGAGCAAAAGUUAAUGACAUAAUAUUAACAGCUUUUGCUGCUGGGAUGAUUAAAUAUUAUUUACGCGUAAGUAUAAUCAAUACUAAUUGUCUAAAAUGAAGUCUUUAUAUGUAAAAGAUUUCUUUACCCUGACGAAAAUAAGAAGCUUUACAGAGCGUUAAUAACCGUUUAAUGAGAAUUUUCUGAGAGUUUAUACGCUUUAUAACUUUAUAAGAAUGCUUAUAUAACGCCAAAAGAUUUGAACUCUUUUGGAACGCUUAUCAAACGCUAUAUAUAAUGUUUUCUAAACAUUCUGCAAUGAUAAGGUAACGCUUUUCACAAAACGCUCAGUAAAUACUGAUAAAUUUUCGUACAAAGAGUUUGCUGACAGACUUUUAAAACGGUUAGCAAAUGCUUUUAUGAGUAAGUAAUAAAAAAUAUUAAAAACUA